UUCCCCGAGCGAGGGAGGGAGGCCCCCGGCGGCCCGAACUGCGAGCCGCGGCGGGACCGAGCGCACGCAGGGGCGCGCCGGUGGCCGGGCGGGACGGGCUGCGGAGGCGGCGGUCGCGAGCACGCGAGGCCAAGGGCCGGACGGCCACCAGAGGGGCACUACGUGCCCGGGGCGGGAAGGGACCGGCCACCCGCAGCCCCCCACGCGGGGACAGCGAUGUGGUGCUCUCUGAGAUCCCGGUAGCCUCAUAUCUGCGGCAGUGAUGGAUGAGCCGUGGUGGGAAGGGCGCGUCGCCUCGGACGUACACUGCACUCUGCGCGAGAAGGAACUGAAGCUGCCCACCUUCCGUGCCCACUCCCCACUCCUGAAGAGCCGUCGGUUCUUUGUAGACAUUCUGACCCUGCUGAGCAGACACUGCCAUCUCUGCCCCUCAGCCCGGCACCUGGCCAUCUACCUUUUGGACCACUUUAUGGACCAGUACAACAUCACCACCUCCAAGCAGCUGUAUACUGUGGCUGUCUCCUGCCUCCUGCUGGCCAGUAAGUUUGAGGACAGGGAAGACCGUGUGCCCAAAUUGGAGCAGAUAAACAAUACAAGGAUCCUGAGCAGCCAAAACUUCUCCCUCACCAAGAAGGAGCUGCUGACCACAGAACUUCUGCUCCUGGAGGCUUUCAGCUGGGACCUUUGCCUGCCCACGCCUGCCCACUUUCUGGACUACUACCUCUUGGCCUCCAUCAGCCAGAAGGACCACCACUGCCACGCCUGGCCCACCACCUGCCUCCGAAAGACCAAAGAGUGCCUCAAGGAGUAUGCUCACUACUUCCUGGAAGUUACCCUGCAAGAUCAUAUAUUUUACAAAUUCCAGCCUUCCGUGGUCGCUGCAGCCUGUGUUGGGGCUUCCAGGAUCUGCCUUCAGCUCUCUCCCUACUGGACCAGAGACUUGCAGAGGGUCUCGAGCUACUCCCUGGAGCAUCUCAGCACAUGUAUCGAAAUCCUGCUGGUAGCAUAUGACAAUGUCCUCAAGGAUGCCGUUGCAGUCAAGAGCCAGACACUGGCCAUGGUGCCGGGCUCAUCAUCAGCUCCCGCCCAAGUGCUGUUCCAACCACCCACCUACCCUACUCUCAGCCAGCCACCGCCAACACUAGCCCAGUUCCAGAGUCCAGCGCAGGACUUGUGCUUGGCAUAUCGGGACUCGUUGCAGGCCCACUGCUCAGGGACCCUGCUCUCAGGAGACACUGGUCCAUCCCUCCACACGCCAUACCCAACUCUCCAGCCCUUGGAUAUGUGUCCUGUGCCCGUCCCUGCAUCCCUUAGCAUGCAGAUGGCCAUAGCAGCUGAACCCAGGCACUGUCUUGCUGCCACCUACGGAAGCAGCUACUUCAGUGGGAGCCAUAUGUUCCCCGCAGGCUGUUUUGACAGCUAGGCCACAUUUGGACCACAGGGAGAGUCCUAGAAGACCCAGACAAAGGAAGUAAACACCUAAGAGAAGAGUUCAUCCAGAUGAGGCAAAGAACCUAGUACCUUUCAAUAGAGAGGGUACUCUUUUUAAAAACAAACAAACAAAACAUCCAGGGACAUAUCUCACCCUACGGCAUCUCUCUGGGAAACCUCUUCCAUGUGUGCAUGGAGGACAAAGACAUGGCUCUGUGACCAUUCCCUUGAGCUGGGGGAGCCAAUGGAACAUAUCGGACUUGGACAUUGAGGACUGCAUACAUCCAGGCUUCUCAAAAACUACUUUUCACAGCUAUGCCACUGAAAAAGAAAGGGGCGCCUGGCACGUUUGUCUAUGUCCCUAGAAAAUCCAUCCUGAGUGUCUUUCUCUCGCUAGCUCCGCUCCAAGGGCCCCGUGGCCCGUGUUUAUGCCUGAGCACUGACCCCAUGUGGCACAGUGAGUGGCUAUCUUGCCCUUUGUUUUUGAACCCCAAAUCUUUUCAUUCUUCUAGAUAUUUCACAUGCUGCUGCUUCCUCCAACAAUCUAGCUUUCUAUCCUGAAAAAAAAAAAAAACCCAUCUUGUUUACAUACUGUGUCAGGGAUUUUGUGAAUACUUGAAAAUUCCGUAGGAGCAAACAGUUUGAAUUGCCACACUGUCUGUCCCAUAUGAGGCUGUAUUUUUUAUUAACCCAACUUAGGACCAACUGGUGGAUAACAACAGCGAGGGGAUUACCACCCCUCAGGCUCUCAACUCUGGAAGAGUCCACCCCUAGGAUGCUAGUUCACUUGUUGGGACUUAGAUUACUGCCCCCUGGUGGAGGAAUGUUGUUGAGAGGAAGACAAAGACUGAUCCUCACUUCCUUCCACCACGUGCUUAUAGCGCUGAGGUUAAACUGAUCCCGAGUUUGGCCAAUAGUAAAGGGUAAUCAUAUUGUGGAAUAUUAGAAAAGUGGGGGGACCAACGUGGUAUAUGACACCAGCAUUGACAGGCAAGAGAUUGCUGGCGCAAAAGCUUGUGUCUGGGAUCUGCAGCGCGAGGGGCUCAGAAACACUGUCACCGUGUGCAAUAUGUUAUGACUAUGACUCAUAGCCUGUGCUUAAGAUGUUCUUGUGGUUGGGGUUUUUUUUGUUUUUGUUUUUUGUUUUCUUUUGUUUUUGGUCAGGGGACAUGCUGUUCACCCAUCAGAAUUGGAAGAAAGGUGCAGAAAACCACAGAAACAAAUUGUAAUUUUGUUUUUUUUGAAAUGAUGUGUCUUGGUUGGUUUUUGUUUGUUUUCUUUUUCUUUUUUUUGGGGGGGGCUUUUUUUGAGAUGGCUCUGUUGUAGCUAAGGCUACCCUCAAACUUGGUGCGUAGCCAAAGCUGUCCUUGAACUCCUGAUCCUCCUGCUUCAGCCUCCCGUGUAUGCCACCACACCUGGCCUCCCAUCUUGGUUCUCUUUGACUCAUUUGCCAAUCCAAGAGCACAGCAGGGGCUGCCAGGAAGGCAGCCACAUGCUACUGAGUCACAUUUAACGGCGAUAGGGCUUUUCUGAGCCAAUGAAUGUCUCACAGAAACAGAGUAAGGAAAGAGCUGGAUGCAGACGAGGCGCUGCCGUUUUCUCAAUUAGCAUAGGAACCCGCACAUUCGUUUGUUAUGUGUGUGUGUGUGUGUGUGUGUGUGUGUGUGUGUGUGUACGUUUUGGCUCUCACCCCUCCACCUCCUUUACCAGCCUCUCUGUAGUUAUGUGCAACUGGUUUGGAGUCUAUUGUAUAUGUCUGUUCUGUGCUGGGACUUUUGAGAGAAGCAUCUCCACUGGGGUCCCAGAACUAGCCUGAUUCUCAGGACCAGAUGUCCUACAAUAAACACAUCACCUUCUCUUGGUC
This is a messenger RNA of Grammomys surdaster, 3295 nucleotides long. It is a transcript of the gene Ccnjl, whose product is annotated as cyclin J like. Gene Ontology annotation, molecular function: cyclin-dependent protein serine/threonine kinase regulator activity. Gene Ontology annotation, biological process: mitotic cell cycle phase transition; regulation of cyclin-dependent protein serine/threonine kinase activity. NCBI's taxonomy places the organism in Eukaryota, Metazoa, Chordata, Mammalia, Rodentia, Muridae. The transcript is spliced from 6 exons. The coding region runs from base 263 to 1423 and encodes 386 amino acids. Gene Ontology annotation, cellular component: nucleus; cyclin-dependent protein kinase holoenzyme complex; cytoplasm. The record is from RefSeq and is a predicted model, not a curated record.